Messenger RNA from Papaver somniferum (opium poppy), 1552 nucleotides. Its product is annotated as cilia- and flagella-associated protein 251-like. The coding region runs from base 111 to 1361 and encodes 416 amino acids. The record is from RefSeq and is a predicted model, not a curated record. NCBI's taxonomy places the organism in Eukaryota, Viridiplantae, Streptophyta, Magnoliopsida, Ranunculales, Papaveraceae. The transcript has 3 exons.
UUUAUAGCAGAUUUCUUAAUUGAUUGUUUAAGUAAAUGAUUUAGGUUCUUAGUGUCUCUUUGUUUAGUUAAUCUCUUGGAUUAGUCAGCUGCUAGCUUUGGGGGCGCUACAUGCCGGUUAGUGAUAAUGAAAAUAAAGUGCCGGUUGAAGUACCAGUUGAAGAAAAUGUUGGUGCUAGCAGUGAAGCUAACUCCUACAAAUCCAAAUACCAAUUUGCGCGAGCGUUGAUUGAAAAGCUUAGGACCAAUGCUACAAAUGUUCUCUCCGAAGAAGAAGAAUCACUGCUGGAAAAAUAUGAUGCCGAGGACAGGGAACAACAACCGGUGCAAAGCACUUACUUGAGACGUAAAAGAAAACAAACGGUUGUUCCAAUAGUACCUGAAGCGGUUUGGAACCGUGAAGAAGAUGUCGAGGUGAUAACAAGGGAUGUUAACAUGAUAGAUGCAGCGACAGUGGAUCGCGUGAUAGAACAAGAAACAGUUUCGCUGUUUGGAGAAAGUUUUGAAAUACGUGAAGAUGCUGCUCAAACUCUUGAAGAUCUUCUGAUGAAACCAGAAAAGGAUUCAACCCAUGGAGAAACACAACAAGAUGCGGGACAUCAACACGAAUCUUCAAAAGAGCAGGCCAUAUCUUCUUCGUCGAAGCCAGUCACCGAAGAAGAACAAGAAGGAGAUGGUACUGAGUUGACUUCGAAUACUAUCAAGGAUAUCAAGGUGGCAGAGCAGGUGGAAUCUGAAAUGCAGAAAGCUACUUCAUCGAAGUCAUUCGCCGAGGAAGAACAAGAAGGAGAUGGUAUUGAGUUGACUCCGAAUAAUAUCGAGGAUAUCAAGGUGGCAGAGAAGGUGGAAUCUGAAAUGCAGAAAGCUACUUCUUCGAUGCCAGUCAUCGAGGAAGAACAAGAAGGAGAUGGUGCUGAGUUGACUCCGAAUACUAUCGAGGAUAUCAAGGUGGCCGAGCGGGUCGAAUCUGAAAUGGAGAAAGAUACUUCGUCGAAGAUAAAUAUUGAGCAAGAAGACAAUGAAACUCAAUUUGUAAUUGAUGAAGAUGAAAUUCGGAAAAUGGAAUCCGAAUACAAUAAGAAAAGUUGUUCGUCGUCAAAGCCAAAUGUUGGAAGCGUAUACUACUACUCAGCCGUAAAAAUGGCGAAGGAUUUACUUGAAUUAGAAAAUGAACAACCUGGAUUUGAUUUAGGACUGUCGCGGCGUGACAAUCAAGAGAAAGGACAGGGAGAACUCACUGCUGAACAAAGGAUGAGUAACAUGGUUACAAGAAUGCAGGAUUACGACACCAGUGUGAAAAAAAAAAGGUUACAGCUCGUAAGUGCAAGGAGAACAAGGAGGUGCAGGAAGUAUAGGAGGUGAAGUUGAAACCAGUUGAUAACUUGAAGAUCUUGAAGGUCAAUGACGUGGGAGCAUUUUAAUCUUCAAUUACAUAUAUCAGGGAAGAAUAUGGAUAGUUUGAUGAGAAAGGGUGACGUCGCAGGAGACAUCAUUGAGUUCUACAUUUUGAAGCUGCAAAACAACAUCAAAAAAAAUGAGUUGAAACAAGAUGG